Molecule: messenger RNA, 823 nt
Organism: Erythranthe guttata (spotted monkey flower)
Lineage: Eukaryota; Viridiplantae; Streptophyta; Magnoliopsida; Lamiales; Phrymaceae
Product: nitrobindin heme-binding domain protein
Source: RefSeq, a predicted model, not a curated record
GAAUUUAGCAUAGUUAUUGACUAUUGACAUUAUUGCAAAAAAAGGCAACUGCAUCUACAAGAAAAAAAAAGGCGGAGAAGGUGAGGUACCCCAAAUCCAAACCACCACCACCGCCGUCAGAACUUAAACCGUAGACAUGGCCGCCGUCCCUCCACCGUCGCCGCCGCAAGUGUCGGUGCACCCGGCGGUUCAGCCGCUAUCGUACCUGCUGGGAACGUGGAGAGGACAAGGGGAGGGUAGUUUCCCCACCAUCUCUCCUUUCAAAUAUUCCGAAGAGCUCCAAUUCUCCCACUCCCCCAACAAGCCAGUGAUAGCUUAUUCGUCGAAGACAUGGAAAUUGAACAGUGGAGAGCCUAUGCAUUCUGAGAGUGGAUACUGGAGGCCGAAAAACGACGGCACUAUCGAAGUUGUCGUUGCUCAGAGCAAUGGUCUUGUCGAAGUCCAGAAAGGAACGUAUGAUGCGGAACAGAGAAGUGUGAAGCUAAAGAGUGCUCUUGUUGGAAAUGCUUCCAAGGUAAAAGAGAUAAAUCGAGUCUUUGAAAUGGUUAACGGAGAGUUGGCUUAUGUUGUCGAAAUGGCGACUAACCUCACAAGCUUGCAAACACAUUUGAAGGCCCUUCUUAAGAAGAUUUGAUGCAAAAUAGCAGUAUCUGUGUUAAAUAAACCGGUGACCGAGCAAUUAAAAUUGCAGGCAAAGCAAAUGCGUGUUUGUGUUCGUGUACUUUGAAUCAAAGAUUUAAAAUCACAAUAAAUGGAACUAUAGUUUUGGCAUGUAGUUCAAUUAACCUUGAUAUAUUACUAUUAAAAGUGAGAUAUAUAGUAU